CGCUUUAUUGGCGGGCGAGAGCGCCGCGUCUUGUGCGCGCUGGGCAGCAGUUGGGAGCGUUGAGCGCUGGGCAGGUUGUUCCUCUCUCUCUCUCUCUCCUUUCCUACACCCCCGCCCCUCCUCUUCCUUUUGCCCUCCUCCCUUCACUCUUUUGUUGGCGGUUCCCUUUCUCGCUGUCUCCUGGGAGGGCGGCGACAAGAGCCCGAGCCUGGCGAUGCCCGAGUUCCUGGCGGAUCCGUCCGUGCUCACCAAGGAGAAGCUGAAGAGCGAGUUGAUCGCCAACAAUGUGAGCCUGCCGGGCGGCGAGCAGCGCAAGGAUGUGUAUGUGCAGCUCUACCUUCAGCACCUCACCGCCCGCAACGCGCCCGGCGUCCCCUCUCAGCUCGACUUCUCCAGCGACGAGGAGCGGGAACCUACCCCGGUCGCCGCGAAGAACCGAGGCGCUGGCGGCGGCGUUGCCGGUUCAGUCGGCUUGGGCCGGAAAGCAACAAAGAAAACUGACAAACCAAGACCAGAAGAGCAGGAUGAUAUUGAUGUUACAGAGCUCACUAAUGAAGAACUGAAAGAUCAACUUCUGAGAUAUGGUGUGAAUCCAGGUCCUAUUGUGGCUACUACAAGAAGGCUAUAUGAGAAGAAACUACUGAAGUUGAAAGAAUCAGGUCAAGAGCUAAGUUCUUUCAUACCACCUCCAACUGUUUCUUCAUCUGCAGAAAACAACAAACAGAAUGGAAAUGAUGACUCCGAUCAAUACAGUGACAAUGAAGAAGAUCCCAAAACAGAAUUCAAACUUGAGAAGCGAGAACCUCUGAAGGGUAAUGCAAAGGCUUCAGUAACCCUCAAACAGAGAAAAAUUGCUGAACAUAACCAGAGCUAUUCUCAGGAUGGAGAUACUGAAACAUUCUGGAGAAGUGGAUCUUCAAAAAGUGGACUUCUGCAGGCAGUUUCUAGGGAAUCUGCAAGAGUAUCAAGAAGAACACCAAGGAAAAGGGUUGAAGCUACAGUACCGUUGCCUGUACAUGAUCCAGUAAUAUCAGAAAGUAUUCCCAUAGCUGAUACUGUAACAGCUUCAAGCAACAAGACCCUAGUAAAUAUAUUGAAUUUGCAAGAGCAGGUUGUCAAUAGAGUAUCUGGAAAUGUCAAGCAUGCAGAUCCUAUACUGUCAGUCAGUGACUUCUCAGAAUUGUCCAGAAGAUCAGCAAAGAAAUCAUUGAUGACAGCUGAAGUGAUGGGGAAAACCUCUACAGAGGAAAAGAGAGUGGAAAGGGAUAUUCUUAAAGAAUUGUUUCCAUAUGAAGCAUCGACACCUACAGGAAUCAGUGCUAGUUGCCGUAGACCAAUCAAGGGAGCUGCUGGUCGACCUAGAGAAGUUGGUGACUUCCGACUGGAUGAAAACUACUCAUCAAAAUAUAUCCCCAAAUAUGUUGCCUCAGGCUCAGCAGAUGUCAAACCAGAGAAGUCAACCAUUAAAAAACGUUCCAUUCCUUUGUGGAUAAAAAUCCUACUCUUCGUUGUUGUCGCAGUCUUCUUGUUUUUGGUCUAUCAGUCUAUGGAAACCAACCAAGGAAAUCCAUUCUCUCCGUUCCUUAGUAUGAGGAGUAACCCAGAGAAAACGAUUGGUUGAGUUGUUUUGUUUCGGUUUUUUUGUACGGCACACACAACUUGGUCUCCUGUUUUUAACUAUAGAGAUGUCAUCCUUCCUCAUCAGGUCAGAGACUAUAUACAGAUAACAGCAACGGAGAAAUUGAGACAUGAAAUAAGACAUUAAUUGGACAUUACUAACUUUUUUUCAGAAUUAGGAGAUCACUUUGUGCCAUAAGUAAUAUUUUUAGACCUCUCUGGAACUUCUUGUAGAAUUUAUUUUUUUAAUGUGGACAUCAUUACAUUCAUUUGAGAUUGUAUAUUUGAUUUUCAACUUGGAAGCUCAAAAAAGGGCAAAAGUGAUAGUAAAAUGUGAAGAUGUGUUUAAAUGUUUUUACUCCAUACUAAAAGGAUGCUGUACUUUGCAUAUUGUUUUUAGAGAUUGAAAGAGCUAAGAUAAUAAAGGGAAGUGCAUUUUGAUGCAUUUUACUCAAAUUGUGCAGCUAAGAUUAGUGUGUUGUGGUUUUAAUAGGAAAUCCAGAUUUUUUUCUGUAGAAUACUGUAACAUCUUAAUAAAUAAAUUGUGAACCUAUUGUAUGUAUUUCUGUAUCUGUCUCAGUUUUAGUUGUAGUAAUUCCACUUAAACUUAGUCUAUUUUAAUUAUAGUUACCUAUUUAGUGCUUAUCCUCUCUAAUUGCUUAACUUGUCCUUAGGAAAAAAAUAUUUAUUAGUAAAAUUGUGUGAAGUAAACCUUACAUCAAACAAGUUUAAUUACUUUUUUAUAGAAUUAUUAAAAUGUUGGAUCAUAAUUAACUUGCAAGCUUCUAAUCUUACUAGGAAAGGGUUAUGUUCUUAAGCAAAACCUACUCUUUUCACAUAACUAAACUGAAUGUCAUGUUUAAAUUUCAUUUUCUCUCCAGUGGCAUUUUGUUUUAAGCGCCAUCAGUGUUCAUAUUCUAAAACAUCUCUUUUGUGUGGUAUAUUAAAGGGGCAUUUAUUACAUUUCAUGUGAUAAAACAAAAGUUAACAAGUGCUGCUAUUUUUAGUCUGCAUAAUUUGUUCUUGGUUGCAUUUUCCAAUCAAAUAAUUUUAGUUUAUCUCUUAAGUGUGGUUUAUUACAUAUAAAGUGAAUGUAUAAAUUUUCAGCACACAUGGGUUCUUGGUAUUACUGCAUAUUCCAUACAAAAUUGCAAUAAAGAUUUUUAACCAUAAUUUCUAGUCUCAUCGGAAGUUGGUAUUGAUGCCAUAAUGUAUUUUGUAAUGCUAUUUCUUCUGCCUUAAACUAUAGCAGCCUAACACUAUGCAGAAUUAUGUACACAUACAACACACUCUAAACAUGUUUCUGAGAAGUCUCAUUUGUAUUCUGUUUACUUCCAGUGAAAUGAGUACCUAUUAAAUCUAUAUACCACAA
Molecule: messenger RNA, 2989 nt
Organism: Pogona vitticeps (central bearded dragon)
Lineage: Eukaryota; Metazoa; Chordata; Lepidosauria; Squamata; Agamidae
Gene: TMPO
Product: thymopoietin
Molecular function (GO): DNA binding
Source: RefSeq, a predicted model, not a curated record